Messenger RNA from Dermochelys coriacea (leatherback sea turtle), 1066 nucleotides. RefSeq names its product ribosomal protein S7 (gene RPS7). Gene Ontology annotation, biological process: translation; ribosomal small subunit biogenesis; rRNA processing. NCBI's taxonomy places the organism in Eukaryota, Metazoa, Chordata, Testudines, Dermochelyidae. The record is from RefSeq and is a predicted model, not a curated record. Gene Ontology annotation, molecular function: structural constituent of ribosome. Gene Ontology annotation, cellular component: ribosome; small-subunit processome; 90S preribosome. The transcript is spliced from 9 exons. The coding region runs from base 443 to 1027 and encodes 194 amino acids.
AAUUCUCUUUAAACUGCACUAUUGGCUUUGUUUGGUCUUGAUUUUACACUAGAGUAACUAUGCAGGUAUACAUUUAGUUACUAUGAUGGCAAGUAUUAUAUCAUUACUGAAAUAGUCAAAAACUGAGGAAAAGAAGCCACCAUAUUUACCUGCUUCUAGCGACACCCUUCUCAGAGAUCUUCCAAAAGAAAAGCUUCAUCCGAGAGCCACGAGCGCCUCAGCCGGCUAUGACCACACUAGUCAGCGCCCAUGCCAAUAUCUGAAUUCCCCUGUUCGGCUUCACUGUGGCGGAAGCAGCUCGGGACGCUAUAGGCCGGACUGCCCCUCUUCCGGCUUUGGCUUCAGGUCUCUGUGGGCGGGGCGAGUCCUUCCCGGGCAGGGAUCUGAGCGGCUCUCGCGAGAACUCUCCCUCUUCCUAGGCCGGCGCUGAGAGAGAAAGGCCAUGUUCAGUUCUAGCGCGAAGAUUGUGAAGCCCAAUGGUGAAAAGCCAGAUGAAUUCGAGUCUGGUAUUUCCCAGGCUCUCCUGGAGUUGGAGAUGAACUCUGACUUAAAAGCUCAGCUGAGAGAGUUGAACAUCACAGCAGCUAAGGAAAUUGAAGUAGGGGGUGGUAGAAAAGCAAUCAUAAUCUUUGUACCAGUUCCUCAGCUGAAAUCUUUCCAGAAGAUCCAGGUCCGAUUAGUUCGUGAGCUGGAGAAAAAAUUCAGCGGCAAGCAUGUGGUGUUCAUUGCUCAGAGAAGGAUUUUGCCCAAACCAACAAGGAAAAGCCGUACAAAAAACAAGCAAAAGCGUCCAAGGAGCCGUACACUUACUGCAGUGCAUGAUGCCAUACUCGAAGAUCUGGUCUUCCCUAGUGAAAUUGUGGGCAAGAGAAUCCGCGUGAAACUAGACGGCAGCAGACUCAUAAAGGUCCAUUUGGACAAAGCGCAACAGAAUAAUGUUGAACACAAGGUGGAAACAUUUUCUGGUGUCUACAAGAAGCUCACUGGCAAAGAUGUUAUUUUUGAGUUCCCAGAAUUCCAGCUGUAAAGUGCAAGAAUGACUGAAUAAACAGUUUAAUUGUUCAUA